UGCACAGAGGCCGUUUCUGCGUUUACAUAUCCCCACAGAUUUCAUCAUCUCCUCUCUUGUUACUGAGGUCCAUGCUUCGCAGAACAUCAGAACUGCUGAGGAUCAGCACCGAGAUCUCCUCCUUCUCCUCCCUGUGGUCAAAGACCCGGUCCGGAAACAACAACAGACCGUUUUCCGUGUCCCUGUUUAAGAGGAACAAGAAGAGAAGUCUUUGGCUGCAGGAAGGACGAACCAUGGACGGAAACAUGGAGGAGAUUCUGGCCCCUUUGAGGCUGGCUGUCAAAGAACAGGGGGAACUGGUGCGUCAAAUGAAACAGGAUGGAGCUCCUGAUGUGGAUGUUACUAAAGCUGUGGCUGAACUGAAGGCGAGGAAGAGGGCUUUUGAAGCCAAGGAACUGUCAUUAGAACCCAAAGAUGACAUCGUUGACAGAACCAAGAUGGAGGACACCCUCAAGAGGAGAUUCUUCUACGACCAGGCCUUUGCCAUCUAUGGAGGUGUGAGCGGCCUGUAUGACUUCGGCCCUGUCGGCUGCGCCCUGAAGAACAACAUCCUGCAGGUGUGGAGGCAGCACUUCAUCCAGGAGGAGCAGAUCCUGGAGAUCGACUGCACCAUGCUCACCCCCGAGCCCGUCCUCAAGACAUCAGGACAUGUGGACAAAUUUGCUGACUACAUGGUGAAAGACGUGAAGAAUGGCGAGUGCUUCAGGGCCGACCACCUCCUCAAAGCCCACCUCCAGAAGCUGAUGUCCGAUAAGAAGUGCUCAGCAGCGAAGAAGGCUGAGAUGGAGGAAGUCACCACUCAGAUGGACAACUACACCCAGCAGGAGCUCACCGAGUUCUUUGUGAAAUACAACGUGAAGUCUCCCAUCACAGGAAAUGACCUCACGGCUCCCAUCCUUUUCAACCUGAUGUUCCAGACGUCCAUCGGACCAGGAGGGAACAUGACGGGCUAUCUGAGGCCUGAAACCGCUCAGGGAAUCUUCCUCAACUUCAAGCGUCUGCUGGAGUUCAACCAGGGAAAACUUCCCUUCGCUGCUGCUCAAAUAGGAAACUCCUUCAGGAACGAGAUCUCUCCUCGCUCUGGACUCAUCCGUGUCAGAGAGUUCACCAUGGCUGAGAUCGAGCACUUUGUGGAUCCAAAUGAGAAAAUCCACCCCAAAUUCUCGAAUGUAGCCGACCUGGACCUCACGCUCUACUCCUCCAAGGCUCAGACCAGCGGACAGUCUGCAAAGAUCAUGAGGCUGGGGGACGCUGUGGAGCAGGGAGUGAUCAACAACACCGUCCUGGGAUACUUCAUCGGGAGGAUCUACCUCUACCUCACUAAAGUUGGUAUCUCCAAAGACAAGCUGCGCUUCCGUCAGCACAUGGACAACGAGAUGGCUCACUACGCCUGCGACUGCUGGGACGCUGAAACCAAAACCUCCUAUGGCUGGAUCGAGAUCGUGGGAUGUGCCGACCGCUCCUGCUUUGAUCUGCAAUGCCAUGCGAAAGCUACAAAGGUCCCGUUGGUCGCUGAGAAGCCUCUAAAAGAACCCAAAAUUGUAAACGUGGUCCAGUUCGAGGCCAACAAAGGAGCCAUCGGGAAGGUGUACAAGAAGGACGCUAAGAUCGCCAUGGAGUAUCUGUCCGGGUGUGACGAGAGCUUCAUCACAGAGCAGGAGCAGCUGCUCACUGACGCUGGAGAGUUCACCAUCGAGUCAGAAGGCAAGUCCUUCAAACUCACGAAGGACAUGGUCAGCGUGAAGCGGUUCCAGAAGACUCUGCACGUGGAGGAAAUAGUUCCCAAUGUAAUCGAGCCCUCCUUCGGUAUCGGCAGGGUCAUGUACUCCAUCUUUGAGCACACAUUCCAGGUCAGAAAAGGUGAUGAUCAAAGAACGUACUUCAGCUUCCCUGUCACUGUAGCUCCUUACAAAUGCUCCGUCCUGCCUCUGAGUCAAAACCAGGAAUUUGUGCCCUUCGUGAAGCAGUUAUCCGAGGCGAUGACGAAGAACAACGUGUCCUACAAGGUGGACGACUCUGCGGGAUCCAUCGGGAGACGCUACGCCCGGGCAGAUGAGAUCGGCGUGGCGUUCGGCAUCACCAUCGACUUCGACACGGUGAACAAGACGCCUCACACCGCCACGCUGAGAGACCGAGACUCCAUGAGGCAGAUCAGGGCCGAGGUCAGCGAGUUGCCUGACAUCGUUCGAGACUUGGCCAACGGAUCACUGACCUGGGCCGAGGUGGAGAGCAAGUUCCCCCUCUUCGAAGGCCAGGAGACCGGCAAGAAGGACACGGUCGAAGAGUAACGCCCCCCCCACGGACUUGUUGCAUAUGCAUCACCAGGAAGAAUAUUGCAGCUGUAUUUUUUACAGAGGUGCACUCCACUGCAAUCACUAAAUUGUCAUGUAUUCAUCAUAUCUAACAGUUGUGGAAGGCUUGCACAGGACUGAUUUCUCCGACGAGCGACAUUUCAUCCAUGUACGGCACGUCGAUGUGUUUUUAAAGGAGGAAAUGUAAUCAGGUUGUUGUCGUCAGUCUGCCAGGUUCCAGGCAGACUGGAUUGAAAUAUUAAAACAUUUCAAUAAAAACAACCAGCACUUACUGGACACGGGCAUAACA
Gymnodraco acuticeps is the source of this 2601-nucleotide messenger RNA. RefSeq names its product glycine--tRNA ligase-like. Gene Ontology annotation, molecular function: ATP binding; glycine-tRNA ligase activity. Gene Ontology annotation, cellular component: cytoplasm; mitochondrion. The transcript is spliced from 17 exons. Gene Ontology annotation, biological process: mitochondrial glycyl-tRNA aminoacylation. The coding region runs from base 72 to 2288 and encodes 738 amino acids. The record is from RefSeq and is a predicted model, not a curated record. Lineage: Eukaryota; Metazoa; Chordata; Actinopteri; Perciformes; Bathydraconidae.